This is a messenger RNA of Penicillium lagena, 780 nucleotides long. RefSeq lists its product as uncharacterized. The record is from RefSeq and is a predicted model, not a curated record. NCBI's taxonomy places the organism in Eukaryota, Fungi, Ascomycota, Eurotiomycetes, Eurotiales, Aspergillaceae. The coding region runs from base 1 to 780 and encodes 259 amino acids. The transcript is spliced from 3 exons.
AUGAUGGCAGCUCUCAAAGAAUCCUUGGCUGGUCCAGGAUACGUGAUUUUGAACACCAUCCGCGUGCUCAACAUCGUCGUCUUCAUCGACUUGAUCGCCGCCUGCAUCGUAAUGCUGGUCAAGAUUAACAUGUUGAACAGUUUCUUCUUCUUUCAAGCCGUCACGCAUGCCGUGGUUGCCCUCAUCAGCAUCUUUCUGAUCAUCUCCGAGCUCCCCAUCUUCCGGGGUUACUUCGACCGCAAUUGGCCCUUGUUCGGGCAGGAAGCGGGCUUCCUCACUCUGGCGGCUACCAUGAUGAUCCUCGGUGUGGCCACCCUGGGCAACUUGAACACCGCGGCUAUGAGCCAGAAGAACCUGGGCCUGGCAUUCUGGCGGAUCGUCAUUUCUUCAGGCGUCCUAGCCAUGAUCAUGAGCAUUGUGAACAUCGUGUCUACAUUCGUCUUCACAGACCGCAAACUCGGCGUCAGCGCCCGCCACGUCCGGGCCUACGGUGCUGUCGCGCCACAGAAGGUAGUCAGUCGCACCAGCAGCCACCGCUCAUUCCAGCUGAGCAUGAAGCGCGAAGACCCCCUUCCCUCCUACGAGCAGUCGCCCUUCAAGCGCACCACGCGCCGUCUGACAGCCCGGUUUCCAUUGAAGAUCUCCUCUCCGCUAAAUAACCUCACUGCCAACAAUGCCAACAACAAUGAUGCCGCUUCGUCUAAGUACUCGCGUGACUCGUCGGGUGUUGCGGUGCCGGAUCUCACGCAUCAUCCGGCUAUGUAUUCGAAUCAUGUGUAG